Manduca sexta (tobacco hornworm) is the source of this 3456-nucleotide messenger RNA. RefSeq names its product solute carrier family 22 member 15. Gene Ontology annotation, molecular function: transmembrane transporter activity. Gene Ontology annotation, cellular component: membrane. The transcript has 4 exons. Gene Ontology annotation, biological process: transmembrane transport. Bases 104 to 1561 code for a protein of 485 amino acids. NCBI's taxonomy places the organism in Eukaryota, Metazoa, Arthropoda, Insecta, Lepidoptera, Sphingidae. The record is from RefSeq and is a predicted model, not a curated record.
UGAGUCAUUUGAUAAGUAAUAAGUCUAAACAUAGCACAAGUCGAUAACCCGCCAUUAUACAGUAAAACAAUCCAGUCAACUAGUAAGUAAAAUAAACGACACAAUGGAAGAAAUAUACGAAGAAUUAAAUAUUUAUACAAGCACAGAACAUAUAAUAAAUGAAGAAGAUUAUAUAGUGAAAUCGAUUGGUGCUUUUGGUGUAUGGCAAACCGGAGUCUGUUUAUCCGCGAUAUCAGCAAGAAUGCUGGCUAUGUUAAACAUAUUCUCUAUGUUGUUCCUGAUACCAUCAAUAGACUUCAAAUGUAUAGAUCCAGUGUUAACGGAAAAUAAUAGUUGUCAUGAUGAUUGUGAGCUGUAUAGUUUCGAUAACGAAGUGUUUGAGCAGACAGUGAUCUCUGAAUUUGGAUUGAUUUGUGACGAUGAGUGGAAAGGAAGUUUUAUUCAAACGAUAUUGAUGUUUGGGUUGUUGUGUGGUGUUUCGCUGUUUGGGUGGAUUUCUGACAGAUAUGGACGCAGAACUGCUCUUCUAAUCUGCACCUACACUAACAUAGCCCUAAUGCUGGCAGCACCGUUCUCACCAAACUAUUGGUCAUUCGUCACUUUAAGAUUUCUAAUUGGCAUACCUUCCGGUGGCACUUUGAUUGUUGGUAUCGUCUACAUUAUGGAAAUUGUCGGCCCCAAACACAGAGAAGUUGUAGGCACAUUAGCUUUGCUUCCAGAUGGUUUAACCCAAGCUUCGUUAUCCCUCUUUGCGUACUAUACAAGGAAUUGGAGGAUAUAUUCAUUAGCAUACACUGCUUUGUCAGUUAUCCCAUUCGUUCUUGUGUUAUUUAUACCAGAGAGCCCUAGAUGGUUGAUCUCAAAAGGGGAGCGUGAUAAAGCGUAUGCUGUAAUGCUAGAAGCUGCUGAAAGAAACAAAUUAGACACAUUGAAUAUCAGAGAAAAUAUAGACAAGGCACUAUCAGAGAUGAACUACAAAAAUACCUCUAAAAAACCAUGCUACUUGGAUUUAUUUGGAACUAAAGAGUUGGCUUUCAAAACAUUUGCUUUGGCCGCAAUUUGGACGUCGGCGGGGGCGUGUUUUCUGGGAAUCAACCAAUAUAUUACCUUUUUGGGGUCCAAUGUUUUUAUUGCCGUUGCUUUAUUGGGAUGUAUACAAAUACCAAUAUGUCCCAUAGCAAUAAUCUUGAACAAGAUGUUCGGCAGGCGAAUCAUUAUCGUUGCCUCUCUCCUCACAACCGGGCUCACCAUGAUUGCCCUGCUCUUCACACCGCAAGGCCACGCCGCUUGCAUCAUCUUCAGCGUCAUUGGUUUCGCGUCUGCCACUAUAAUCUUUUGUAUUAUCUAUAUUUACACUUCUGAGCUGUUCCCCACUUCACUAAGGAAUAUGGGGUAUGGUAUGACAUCGGCUGGGGCUAAAAUUGGAGCAAUGGCUGCACCUUUCAUAGCAUCUAUCAAUCCACAUUGGAUACCGUCGUCUAUAUUUGCAGUAAUUUCGUUUUCUUCUUCUUUUGUUUGUAUAUUUUUGCCAGAAACUAAAGGAGUUAAUUUGGAUACGUAGUUUAAUGUAUAUUUUUUAUGUUUGUAAGUUAUAUUAAAAUAAGGUUUGUAUAAUUUCUCAAAGGAAAUAUUUGAUAAUACAACGUUUGCGUAUAUUUUGUUUUGUAAUUUACGUUCUUUAUAUAAUUUAGUUUAUUCUCAUUCAGUUGUCAUACGCCUAAUGUUUAUACUAAAAUUAUAUAAAUAGCCACACGACAAUUAUUGGCAAAAAAAUUUCAGAUUUUAUAUUAAAAAAUUAUCGUUGGGACGUGGUAAUGCUAAAUUUUAAGUCAGCAUCAACAAUCCAUAAUUGAAAACCGAUUAGCAAAGCUCAAUGACUACUCUAAAUACUAAACUUAAUACCUACAAGUAAUUUAUUGUAAUAGAAAAACUAGACAUUCAGUAUUAUAAUGGAAAAUUGCUAAAGUAAAAUAACUUAAUUUAUCACACAUUGGCGCAGGUACUUUAAAUUAUAUUAACAUCAUCAAGCCUACAAAAUAACUAUUCAAGCCAAUUGCAGUAAUUCUAAGCAAAUUAAAAUGGCGUUAAAAUACAACCGUCAGACAUAAAACUAAGGUGAAAAUAAAUACUACAUAAUAUGUGCAAUUAACUCGACAUACAGUCUAAGGGACUCAUUUUGUGUAGGAGUCCUACAAUCAGAAGUCACAUAGGCAUAUUUUCAUGUUAUUUAUAAUGUUUUAUUUGAAUUUAUUUUGUACAUUACUUUGUUAGAAUUAUUGUAUUUGGUCAAUGCUUCGAGUUUAUUUUUUAUUGAACGUAAGUCGAUGAGGAUAUUUGUAUAGCUUGAUCAGGAAAAUAAAAAACCUCGCCAUCUUGUGGAAAAAUAUGGAAAUAACUUCUUAAAUUCUGAUUCUUAAAGCAAAAGUGGCGCCCACACAGCAAGUAUUUUAUUUUUCUACCAAGACUACACACAGUAGUGUACUAUUUCUCAGCAUCAAGAGGACAGCGUGCUAUGCUUAAAGAGCCAAGUAUAAACACAUUCAAUAAUGAAUAAUAAUAACGAAGUUAUUGGUGUAAGUGAUAUGGAAUUUGCAUUGUACGUACAAAUAAUUGAAGUUUAAUUUCAUUCAAUUUAAUUUAAGUCAUUUGAAGACGUAAAACUAUCAGCAUGUAUACAUUCAAAACAAUAAUUACUGUCCUCCAAUUACGAAUCGUCAACAUCAAUCACAACGAAUCAAACAUCAACUAUAACAGUGCAUUCUCUACCGUCGCGUCCUGGGACUUAGUUUAUGAGGGUAAGACACGCGAUGCAGUCGUAAGGGUAUUGAAUUAAUUGUACGUGAUGUGAACAUGAACGCUUAGAGUUAAAUUAAGGCUGAAUAAGGAUAGCCUGGUGGUAGCCAUGGAGACUAAUAUCUAUUUAGACUUGCAAAAUGUGUGAUGUUUUUACUUGUGACUAAACAUUAAGAUUACCUCUUUUUUGUUGCUUUGAAUGACGAGACGAGCUUGCCGUUCGCCUGAUGGUAAGUGAUAAGAUCACUCAUAAACAGUAAAAACACCAUCCAACACCUUGAAAAACAAAGUAUUUCACUGCCCUGACCAUCCUGAGACAUGAGAUGUUAAGUCUCAUUAUGUCCAGUAGUUAGUUACACUGACUACAAUGUUCUUCAAACUGUAACACAACAGUGACUAACACUGUUACUUGACGGCAGAUAUAGACAUUACGGUGGUACAUGUAUACCCAGGCAGAGUCUCACAUAUGAGACCUACCACCAGUAACUACCAGUCCCCCCUUGGUCCAUAAUUUAACUUAUAGAAGGUAACAUAAUUUAACUUCACCUUGUGAAAUAUUGAAAAGGAUUUAUUUACAUCUUGUAUUAAUUCUAAUGGCGAAGUUUAAUGGCUUCUUAUGUUUACGCGAAUGUUAGACAUUGAAAUAAAACUAUUUAUUUCUUU